Messenger RNA from Aspergillus pseudoviridinutans, 1449 nucleotides. RefSeq names its product O-methyltransferase tpcA (gene tpcA). Lineage: Eukaryota; Fungi; Ascomycota; Eurotiomycetes; Eurotiales; Aspergillaceae. The transcript is spliced from 4 exons. The coding region runs from base 1 to 1449 and encodes 482 amino acids. Gene Ontology annotation, molecular function: O-methyltransferase activity. The record is from RefSeq and is a predicted model, not a curated record.
AUGGAACGGCAACCAAAGUCUGUCUGUGACGCGGCGCAACUUCUUCAGACAGCCAGCAUUAUCUCCAGUACCGUCCAGACCAUAAUUGCGGAAUGGUCUGCAGAGGCACAGGCAUCAAAAGGCUCUCGCAAGCAGAACGUCCCAACCCUGCCUAGUCGGGAACUAUUCGAUGCUCAGCGGACCAUCUUGGCAGCGGUUGGCAAGCUGACCGAGUUGGUGUCCGACCCAAGCGCCAGGAUCCUCGAGGUAGCAACGCAGUUUGAGGAAUCUCGGUCUUUGUAUAUCGCUGCUGAGCGGCGCAUUCCUGAUCUCCUCGCAGCGGGCGGUGAGGGCGGCGUGCAUGUCGAUGUGAUCAGCCAGAAAGCCAAAAUUGAACCUCGCAAGCUGGCUCGCAUUUUGCGAUACCUGUGUUCGAUUGGUAUUUUCCAGCAAACUGGUCCGAAUACGUUCGCGAACAAUGGUAUUUCCGCAGCAUUGGUCUCUAAUGAGCCCUUACGGGCCUAUGUUCAGCUCGUGAAUAGUGAGGGCUUCACGGCCUCCGACCGUCUGCCACACACUCUCCUGGAUCCAGACACUGGUCCCUCUUACGAUGUUGCAAAGACGGCUUGGCAGAAUGCCGUCUGCACCAAAAAGACUCGAUGGGAGUGGGUCGAGGAACGCGUGGCCCCAGAGAAAUUGCUCGAAUCCGGGGGCCAUUAUCCUGGCAUUCCGAGUCUGGUUCUGGGGCUCCCACCAAGGGAGGAUGACGGACUGGUCGCGAGACCAGAACUAGAGAUUAUGGGCCUGGCUAUGGUUGGCGGCGGGCGAGUAUUUGGGACAGCCCAUGUUUACGAUUUCCCAUGGGCCUCCUUGGGCGAUGCGCUGGUUGUUGAUGUCGGGGGAGGCGUCGGCGGCUUCCCCCUGCAACUGAGCAAGGUCUACCCCAAGCUGCGGUUCAUUGUGCAAGACCGUGGCCCGGUCGUCAAGCAAGGGCUGGAGAAAGUCUGGCCCCGAGAGAACCUUGAGGCAUUGCAGAACCGACGAGUGCAGUUUGUCGAGCAUAGCUUCUUCGAUACAAACCCGACUGAGAGCGCUGAUAUUUAUUUUUUGCGCUUUGUCCUUCAUGAUUGGUCGGACGACUAUUGCGUGCGCAUCCUGUCAGCCAUUCGUUCGAGUAUGGCGGCGCAGUCUCGCCUAUUGAUCUGUGAUCAGGUCAUGAACACGACCGUCGGCGACCCUGACUUGGAGUCAGCCCCGAGCCCUCUGCCGGCCAACUACGGCUACCACACGCGGUUCAGCCACAGCCGAGAUAUCACUAUGAUGUCGUGCAUCAACGGGAUUGAGCGGACACCAGCCGAAUUCAAGGCCCUCCUCCAGGCGGCGGGGUUGAAGUUGAAAAAGAUUUGGGACUGCAGGAGCCAGGUGUCUUUGAUUGAAGCGGUCUUACCCGAAGUAAAUGGCUUUAAAUAG